Hirundo rustica (Barn swallow) is the source of this 559-nucleotide messenger RNA. RefSeq names its product epidermal differentiation-specific protein-like. The record is from RefSeq and is a predicted model, not a curated record. Gene Ontology annotation, molecular function: structural constituent of eye lens. Gene Ontology annotation, biological process: visual perception; lens development in camera-type eye. Bases 1 to 531 code for a protein of 176 amino acids. Lineage: Eukaryota; Metazoa; Chordata; Aves; Passeriformes; Hirundinidae. The transcript has a single exon.
AUGGGAAAAAUCAUUGUUUACGAGCAUGCUAACUUCCAGGGCAUGUCCAAGGAAUUCCACACCAACAUUGCCAACCUCAAAGAUGCAGAUUGGAAUGAUUGUAUCUCCUCAGUGAGAGUAAUCGGCCAUCCUUGGGUGGCUUAUCAGCAUGCAAACUAUAAAGGACAGUUACUGGUCCUUGAGGAGGGAGAUCAUGACUUUGUUGGCAAAAAGAUGAACGACAGGAUCAGUUCUCUGCAAGUGAUCACUGAAAAUCUGCACAACCCCGAGAUCACUCUCUAUGAACAUGCUGAUUACCAAGGGAAGAGCAGAAUAAUAAGAGAAGCAACCAAUCUGGCUAGGGGACAUGACAAUGACAGCACAUCUUCCCACAAAGUCCAGAGAGGUGUCUGGCUGCUGUGUGAAAACAGCGAUGGAAGUGGAUUUCAGUACAUUGCACGAGAACACGAGCACCUUCCAAAUUAUAAGGCAAUCAAGUUCAACGACAAGCUUUCUUUCCUGCGUCCACUUCGCCCUGGCUGUGGCUGUUAGAAUGCAAAUCCUGCAGCGCAGAGAAAAG